CCCUGAAUAUAUUCUUAGGUCCAUGCAGGUCCAUGGGUCAUAAAACACUGGUACUGGGCAUACAGUAGAGGCCGAAAUUCAAAAAGAUACAAUACAAAGGUCCAUAGUGCAGCUUCCACUUUCUCUGAUCCUCUUUAAUGUCACCAGACGGACUAGGCGCCUGAUCUAGCCUUAAAUUUAACUAGAAGAAACUAUGUUUUAUCACAUAUCAUUGGAACAUGAGAUUUUGCUACAUCCUAGAUAUUUUGGGCCUCAGUUAUUGGAUACAGUAAAACAAAAAUUGUACACAGAAGUUGAAGGCACAUGCACUGGAAAAUAUGGUUUUGUAGUAGCUGUAACAACAAUAGAUAACAUUGGUUCUGGUAUAAUUCAACCUGGUCAGGGUUUUGUAAUUUAUCCUGUAAAAUAUAAAGCUAUCGUUUUUCGCCCCUUCAAAGGAGAAGUUCUUGAUGCAGUCGUAACACAAGUAAACAAGGUUGGAAUGUUUGCUGAAAUUGGACCAUUGUCAUGUUUUAUAUCUCAUCAUUCUAUUCCAGCUGAAAUGCAGUUUUGUCCCAAUGUAAAUCCACCCUGCUACAAAUCGAAAGAUGAGGAUGUUGUUAUUCAAGCUGAUGAUGAAAUAAGAUUGAAAAUUGUCGGGACAAGAGUAGAUGCAACAGGAAUUUUUGCUAUUGGAACACUUAUGGAUGAUUUUCUUGGAUUGGUAUGCAACUGAAAUAAUAACAGAUGUGAAUCAAUGUAGAAGAGUGUGGAUUUAUAUCUUUAUAGUCAAUAAAUACUUUUUUCAAAAA
Messenger RNA from Orussus abietinus, 791 nucleotides. RefSeq names its product DNA-directed RNA polymerase II subunit RPB7 (gene Rpb7). Gene Ontology annotation, biological process: transcription initiation at RNA polymerase II promoter; DNA-templated transcription; positive regulation of translational initiation. Gene Ontology annotation, cellular component: RNA polymerase II, core complex; P-body. The transcript has 9 exons. Lineage: Eukaryota; Metazoa; Arthropoda; Insecta; Hymenoptera; Orussidae. The coding region runs from base 194 to 715 and encodes 173 amino acids. The record is from RefSeq and is a predicted model, not a curated record. Gene Ontology annotation, molecular function: single-stranded DNA binding; translation initiation factor binding; single-stranded RNA binding.